Ochotona curzoniae (black-lipped pika) is the source of this 2726-nucleotide messenger RNA. It is a transcript of the gene TMEM167B, whose product is annotated as transmembrane protein 167B. The transcript is spliced from 3 exons. Lineage: Eukaryota; Metazoa; Chordata; Mammalia; Lagomorpha; Ochotonidae. The record is from RefSeq and is a predicted model, not a curated record. Bases 113 to 496 code for a protein of 127 amino acids.
UGCUGGUGGCCGCGGCCCGGAUCGGGAAGUGUCAAGCGGGAGCCGGGUUCCCCCGCGUUCGCUGCCAUCUCCGCGGAACCGGGUCCUGCCCCCGGGCCCCGGCCCAGUCGCCAUGACGAACGUGUACUCCCUGGACGGGAUUUUGGUGUUCGGCUUGCUCUUUGUGUGUACCUGUGCCUACUUCAAAAAAGUACCUCGUCUCAAAACCUGGCUUCUGUCUGAGAAGAAGGGAGUCUGGGGUGUGUUUUACAAAGGUAAGGCCGUGCUCCUCAAGAGGAGACUGCACCUGCUGUGCAGCGGGGCACUGCGAGGGGAGACUGGCUGGGCCGGAGGCUGCUGUGAUUGGAACCCGGCUGCAUGCUGCUGUGGCAAUCGCCUGUGUCGUAAUGGCCUUUUACGUCUUGUUUAUAAAAUGAAUUCCAAAGAAUCCACCUCACCAGCUGCCAACCAAGGGGACGAGGGUGAAGAACCUGUCGGAGGCCUGCACCCAGCGUAACAGAGUUGAGUCCAGAUCAUCUAAGUCCCCAGGGUGCCGCCACAGCGGGUGCCCCUGCCAUUUGUGGGGAACACUCAUCAUGGUUAUGAACACUGUUUAUGCUCCCGAGGACUCCAGAGAGCCAGCUUCCUUUGAUCUGUGUAUAAAUCAGUUCUCAGUAGUCAGCAAAUAAUGGCCGGAUAAAUUACACCCCUCAGUCGUCAUAUUACAUCCCUCUUGCUUGAAAACCUGUCACCCAUUUUAUGCUUCAGCCACUUGUCAGGGUCUUCUCCAGUGAGGCUUGUAGGGAAGAACAUGGGCUGUUUUCAGACCGCUCAGAAAGAAGGAGGCAUCAUUUCAAAAUGGGACUUUUUGUUUUUCACUGUUAGAUUUGGAUUUGACAAAUUGGGAAGGGGGUGCUGGGUAUAAAUAGGAGUUAUGAAAUGCCAAGAAGUUGUGUGGCUUUGCGAAUUUAUUUUUCUUGUACCCAGCUGGGAACAGAGAGAGGCAUAGCUGUCAUCCCAGGAGAGCAGAUGAGGUGGCCGUGCCAUGUGUGGUGGCCCGCGAGUUCUGCCAGGCGAUUCUAGGCAUAUGUACAAUUCAGGACAUACCUGUCUGUGAGGAGAGCAGAAGGCAGACCCUUAGAAGACAUUUUCCAUUCACCACUCUUCCUAGGAGACUUUACUCAGUCAAAUGAUGUCUGAGAAAGAGUCCAUGUUGCUAUUUCCUAAAGCGUUUAUAUUUCCUGAAUUUUGUAGGGCUAAAUGCCAUUACUUUUUAAAAUGCCACCACGAGAGGGAAAAGAGACUAUUCAAGAAAUAAUUAUCUAAUAUAUUUGCAGUGGGGCUAGAAUGAAUCUGUUAUAUGAAUUAUACUAGUGAAUUCAUGUAGUAUGAAAAUUUGUUGUGAUGUCAGAUGGUAAUUUUGCCACGUGUACAAGAGACAUGCUUAAUUUUUGUUUAUGUCUGGGUCUUGAGGGCAAUUUUUAAAAAUUGUUUUUCUUGACCAGCUGUUGAUUCUCUUCAUAUCGUGUCGUGGCCCUAGUUGUCUCUGAAAAUUCCAUCUAUAUAAGAACAUGAGAGAGUCAAGGAAGUUGCCGAUCCUUGUUGGCAUGGAAUCCAUGCAUAAAAGGUUUGUUUGCCGCCGGGUAGGACAGCUGUGCCACCACGCGAGGGCGCUUCCUCUGACCAGGGCAGCUCCCGAGCAGCUCACCUAGGUGUCUCAGAUUCUCCCUCUUUCUUCUGGCUGCAAAAGGAUCAGACUACAUGUGCAGCUAAAUGAUUGUAAUAAGCGAGCAGAUACAGGUCUUCCAGUUGAGUUGUCCGUUGCAUGAAAGCUUGAGUGCGGACGAGUUAACUGGGGUUCACUCCCGUGUGGCCAUCAGCUGUCUCCUGUCUGCUUGCUCCGAAGGAAUAAUUGCUGCUGGGAAGUUCAAUUUCUACAAGAAAGCAGUUAAGCGCUCUGAGGGUUUCUAGAUGAAUAGGAAGCUAUCAAGUUCAACACUACACGUCUAAUCAUCUCAGCUGUGGCUAUUAUCUCUUCAGGCAUUGGUGCACAGGGUAAAUUUCAGUGAUUCCUGUUUUUCCAUUCUCAGUUUUGUGGAUUUUUUGCAUGAGAGAAAGAGGAAGGAAGAGUUACACCUUGGGGGUGAGGCUUUGUAUCCUGUUGGUGAGAAGGAAUGUCACUCCCUGGAAACAGGCCCAGCAUAUUUUGCACUUACUUGUGUAGCUUUUGUGACUUCUUUUCUACCAGGGCUAAUGUCUCAGCUCUGAGCAGAGAGCUGCUGCUUAUUUUUAGCUGGUUCCAUUCUACUGUUCUAUUUCAAAGCGAUUUCUGCAGCCUCCUGCAAGGGUCAUCUUGACCUAGACUCUGGAUAUCUUAAAUUUCUAAGAUGUUUUCAUACAAGAAUGUACCAAGAAGUACACAAGGUGAAGGUGAUUUACAGCAAGAAAACCAUACAUGGCUUAUUUCAUUUCUUUCUGUAAGCAGAUAAGGAGAAACUCUUACUUCACUCAGUAUUUUGGUUAAUGUGUUUUAAAUAUUUCUGAUGAAGAAUAACAGGAGGUUGUUCCUCUGGGGUGUAUUUUAGGAAUGAAAAUGUGGGGACAGUAAUAUUGCCUCACAUUCAGACUGGCACCGCCAUAUACCCUGUGUAUCAGGGUGGGUGAUGUCAGCUCCCUUUUUAUAGUCGAAACAGUUUUUUAUUGACCGUUGUCUGCACAGAUCCUGAAAAAUAAAAUUUCUUUCCCUA